Anas platyrhynchos (mallard) is the source of this 2437-nucleotide messenger RNA. RefSeq names its product Pim-1 proto-oncogene, serine/threonine kinase (gene PIM1). NCBI's taxonomy places the organism in Eukaryota, Metazoa, Chordata, Aves, Anseriformes, Anatidae. The record is from RefSeq and is a predicted model, not a curated record. Gene Ontology annotation, molecular function: protein serine/threonine kinase activity; ATP binding. Gene Ontology annotation, cellular component: cytoplasm. Gene Ontology annotation, biological process: protein autophosphorylation; negative regulation of apoptotic process.
CGGCGCGGGGCCGCCGCCGCCACACCGGAGCCCGGCACCGCGCCGAGCAGCCGCCACCCGCCGGCCACCCCCAAAACCCCCCCUAAAACCCCCCUUUACCCUUCCACCACCACCCGCCCGGAGCUUCCCCCGGUUACCGGGAGCAGCCGCAGCCCGGUUACCGGAGCCGCCCCGCUGGCUCCCGGUCAGUUUCGGGCCCUGGAGGGGGGGGACGGCAGCGGGAUGCUGCUUUCUAAAAUUAAUUCCUUGGCCCAUCUCCGCUCCGGGCCCGGCGGGGAGUUGCACGCCACGAAGGUGCCGCCAGGGAAGGAGAAGGAGCCGCUGGAGAAGCUCUACCAGGUGGGCCCGCUGCUGGGCAGCGGCGGUUUCGGCUCGGUGUACUCCGGUAUCCGCCUCUCCGACAGCGCCCCGGUGGCCAUCAAACACGUGGCCCGGGACCGCAUCUCCGAGUGGGGCGAGCUGCCCGGCGGCACCCGCGUGCCGAUGGAGAUCCUGCUGCUGAAGAAGGUGGGCUCGGGCUUCCGCGGGGUCAUCCGCCUCCUCGACUGGUUCGAGCGUCCCGAUAGCUUCGUGCUGGUGCUGGAGCGGCCGGACCCGGUGCAGGACCUUUGAUUUAUCACGGAGCGAGGAGCCCUGCCCGAAGAGCUGGCGCGGGGGCUUUUCCACCAGGUGCUGGAGGCCGUGCGGCACUGCCACAGCUGCGGCGUCCUGCACCGCGACAUCAAGGACGAGAACAUCCUCAUCGACCUCUCCACCGGCGAGCUCAAGCUCAUCGACUUCGGCUCCGGCGCCCUCCUCAAGGACACCGUCUACACCGAUUUCGACGGUACCCGGGUGUACAGCCCGCCGGAGUGGAUCCGCUACCACCGCUACCACGGGCGCUCGGCGGCCGUGUGGUCCCUGGGGGUGCUGCUCUACGACAUGGUGUGCGGGGACAUCCCCUUCGAGCAGGACGAGGAGAUCCUACAGGGCCAGGUGUACUUCAGGCAGAGGGUCUCUCCAGAGUGCCAGCACCUCAUCAGGUGGUGCUUGUCCCUGCGCCCCUCGGACAGGCCGUCCUUCGAAGACAUCUUCAACCACUCCUGGAUGCAAAGCGUCCACCUCCCGCAGAAGGCCACGGAGAUCCACCUGCACAGUUUGCUCCAGGAGACGGGCAAAUAACAGCUCCCUGCCUCUCCUGGCCCUGAGAAGCGAAGGACAGCGGAUUUUCCUCCUCGUGACCGUAACCCCGGGUGGGGACCGUCGCGGGAGCCACGCACAGCUCGCUCCAGAGCCCGGAGACUCGGUCCCUCGGUGGCCGCGACCCAACCCAGCUGUCCCGGACUUGAACCGAAUGGUCCUGUCUCACUUGAUGUUUUGCCAGUAAAUUUUAUUUUUAUUUUUUGGAUUUUUUUUUUUUUUUUUGUCUUUGGGGGCUCCCACGAGUCUUCCUGGCCUGCUGAAUUUGGGACUGCGAGAGGAUCGGAGCCCUGACUGCGAGAGCAGCUCCAACCGGGGGACCUGGGGGGAGGGCAGGGCAGCGCCGCGGCCGACCGGCUCUCUUCUUCGCCGUCACCGUCUUCGAGUGCCUUCAGUUGCAAUCCUGGCUGUGCUGGAGGAAAUACUUGAAUUUUCCUACACUGCUGCUUUUCCGAGACUCGCCUGGGUGUAGAGCUACUUCUUCUCCCCGUGCAAAAGGAAACCGGGCGGAUGGAGCUGGGGAGCUGUCUCGCCUCCCGCACCUCCGAAGCGCGCCGCCGUCUCCUGGGGACUUUUCUUCCUUGGGCUCUUUGCUUCCCGUGCCCUCACGAAUGCACAAACAAUGCAACCCAACAGAGCUGUAAAUGUGUGUACAGAGUUAUACAGGAGCAAAGCUUGAUGUACAGUUGUUAAUAGUGGUAACAUUUUACCUUUUUUGGUUUUGGUUUUUUUUUUUUUUCCUUCCAGUUUUUGUUUUUUAUUUAUUUUCCUGGAUUUGUUUUGUUUGUGUUUUUGUUUUUUUUUUUUUAAAAAAGGAAGAGUCCUAGCCACUAGGAUAACUUAUUUAUUUAUUUAUAACUCCCGUGGGUCCCCAACCCAUGCCUUGCUUCUACAGCUGCUGAUCCCUGGGUUCCCAUUGGGGUCUCCCCCCUUGCGUCCGUCCCGGUGCCUGUUUCACCUCGUGCUUCCGUCGGAUGUCUGGCCGUGGCGUGGAGCAGCCGCCUGCGUGCGGCCCUGCUCCCAUCUGUGCCCUGCCACGUGCCCGUUGGGGUUUGCAGAGGAUUUUCGGCCUUCCCCACGGGUACCUGGGGGGGACCCCGGUGCGUGCCGAAGCGGGGUCGUCCGCGCUGUCGAGUCUGUCCGUGUAACCAGUGUGUAGCCGGCGGGUUUUUGUUAAUAGCUAAUAUUGUACAGGGGAAUUCAGAAAUCCUAUUUUUUUUAUACAUGCGGUUUUAAAUAAAAACUUCAAUCACUUAAA